This is a messenger RNA of Esox lucius (northern pike), 3571 nucleotides long. RefSeq names its product neurotrophic tyrosine kinase, receptor, type 3b (gene ntrk3b). Gene Ontology annotation, molecular function: ATP binding; neurotrophin binding; transmembrane receptor protein tyrosine kinase activity. NCBI's taxonomy places the organism in Eukaryota, Metazoa, Chordata, Actinopteri, Esociformes, Esocidae. Gene Ontology annotation, cellular component: plasma membrane; axon; signaling receptor complex. Bases 444 to 2981 code for a protein of 845 amino acids. Gene Ontology annotation, biological process: positive regulation of kinase activity; cell surface receptor protein tyrosine kinase signaling pathway; regulation of phosphatidylinositol 3-kinase/protein kinase B signal transduction. The record is from RefSeq and is a predicted model, not a curated record. The transcript is spliced from 20 exons.
ACCAACUUCUGCUCUGCUUGUAUUUCCUUCAAGUGCCAGUCACCCCAGUCCUCUUUGCUGCGACGAGACAGACCGUGGAUAACUUGGAACCCGGUACUGUUACUGGCUGACAGACACCGUGGAACCUAACAUUCAGUACAAUGCAGUUACAAGCGAGGAAGAGAACGGAGCGUGGGAAUUUUAGGCUCACGUGUCUUUAGCGUUUUUUUAAAUCUUUUUUUUUCUGUCCUCAAGGGUCUUGGAAAACUGUAUUACACAAGGACACUACAGACAGCAGUGAACAGACCUUCCGUCACACGCACGGCCAUGCGCUCGGCGUGGUAGCGGUCACAUUACCUAAAAUAUAUCAAACCUGUACCUUACUAACCCUCCUAUCUAGCAAACAAUUCUACGGUAGCCUACAAACGAGGACGUCUCUUUGGAUCGAGACCCUACAUCGAGGCAUGGAUCUAAGGUCGUACUGGAGCCGGACAUACUGGUGGAGGGUACUGUUCCUCUUCGGGCUGUUCCGUGACUAUCUUAGCUCGAUGUUGGACUGCCCGCCAACCUGCAGCUGCUCUCCAACGGAGAUCUAUUGCAAUAAGUCCGACAACGAAAAAUUCUUCCCUUUAUUGGCUCUCCAAGAGACGGGGAGCGCUGCUAAUAGCAGUGUCGACAUAGCAGAACUAUUCAAGAAUAUCUCCUCCAUCCAUAUAGAGAACUGGUCCGAACUGACGACUCUCCGAGACGUGGACAUGGAGCUGUACACAGGCCUGCAGAGACUAACCAUCAUGAACUGCAAUCUACGUUCCAUCCAGCCGCGGGCAUUUGCCCAGAACCCUCAUCUCCGAUAUAUAAACCUGUCAAAGAACCCUCUGACAACCUUGUCCUGGCAGCUGUUUCAGAACCUUCAACUUUCAGAGCUCCGGCUGGACGGUGUGUUGUUUGACUGCGGCUGUGGUGUCCGCUGGAUCCAGCUGUGGCAGCAGAGAGGAGAAGCAGGGCUUCAUUCGCAGACGCUCUACUGCAGAAACGGAGCCUCCAAGACACGUCUAAACAACAUGAACAUAGCUCGCUGUGACCUACCAGAGAUCAGUGUGAGCCACAGCAGCAGUCUGACCGUGAUGGAAGGGGAUAAUGUAACGGUCAGCUGUAACGGCUCCGGGUAUCCCGUCCCCGAGGUCGACUGGACGGUUGCUGGUCUACAUUCCGUCAACACUCACCUGUCCAACGUCUACUGGCCCAACAUUCAUUCCAUCAACCUGACGCUGGUCAACGCGAGUCGAGACGACAACAGCUUCCUGCUCACCUGUAUUGCGGAGAACAUAGUGGGGAUGACCAACACCUCCAUCCAGUUGUCCGUACAGUUUCCACCUGUCAUCCUGAAACUGGUUGAGCCGGAACGACGCCAUGACACCUGCAUAGAGUUCACAGUGAGAGGAUUCCCCCACCCCACACUACGCUGGUUCCACAAACAGCGGGAGAUUCUGCAGAGUGAGUACAUCCGGACGGAGAUGGACUUUUAUCAGGACUACCUGGAGGGCUGUCUGACAUUUAAGAACCCGACACACAUCGAUAAUGGAAACUACACCCUAGAGGCCUCCAACUACCUGGGAUCCGCUACUAAGACUGUCUACGGACACUUCCUCAUGGAGCCGCCCUUUGACCCCGGCGCCGACGAGAUUGUGGAAUAUGAUCCCUGUAGUGUGAUGAGAACAUCCACUGUGUCCGUCCUUUAUUAUCCUGAAGGUACCCCAAUGCCCUCAGACAGUGACUCUAAUAGGACAGAGGAGGAUGCAUUUGGGGUGUCCAUAGCUGUCGGCCUGGCGGGUUUUGCCUGCAUUCUCCUCAUCGUCCUCUUCUUUCUCAUCAACAAAUAUGGCCGACGCAACAAGUUUGGCAUGAAGGGACCAGUGGCAGUAAUCAGUGGCGAGGAAGACUCCGCCAGUCCUCUUCACCACGUCAACCAUGGAAUCAACACACCGUGCAACCUGGACACUGGGGCCGACGCGGUGGUCAUAGGAAUGACCCGGAUACCAGUGAUGGAGAACCCGCAGUACUUCAGACAUGGACACACCUGCAACAAGCCCACCACCUACGUGCAGCAUAUAAAGCGCCGGGACAUCAUUCUAAAGAGGGAGCUCGGUGAGGGUGCCUUUGGAAAGGUCUUCCUGGCUGAAUGCUAUAACCUGUGCCCCACAAAGGACAAGAUGCUGGUGGCUGUCAAGACCCUGAAGGACCCCAAUUUGUCUGCCAGGAAAGACUUCCAGAGGGAGGCGGAGCUGCUCACAAACCUCCAGCAUGACCACAUAGUGAAGUUCUAUGGGGUCUGUGUGGAUGGGGACCCUCUCAUUAUGGUGUUUGAGUACAUGAAGCACGGAGACCUCAACAAGUUCCUCAGAGCCCAUGGUCCAGACGCCAUGAUUCUGGUGGACGGCCAGCCCCUGCAGACUGAGGGAGAGCUGGGUCUGUCCCAGAUGCUCCACAUUGCGACCCAGAUCUCGGCUGGCAUGGUGUACCUGGCCUCACAGCACUUCGUCCACCGGGACCUGGCCACCAGGAACUGCCUGGUCGGCAACGGCCUGCUGGUCAAGAUAGGAGACUUUGGGAUGUCCAGAGACAUCUAUAGCACAGACUACUACCGGGACGAAGAAAAGGUGGGAGGUCACACCAUGCUGCCCAUCCGCUGGAUGCCCCCCGAGAGCAUCAUGUACAGGAAGUUCACCACGGAGAGUGACGUCUGGAGCUUCGGAGUCAUCAUGUGGGAGAUCUUCACCUACGGCAAACAGCCAUGGUUUCAACUGGGCAACAACGAGGUUAUUGAGUGUAUAACUCAAGGCAGAGUUCUGGACAGGCCAAGGGUUUGUCCUAAGGAGGUUUACGACGUGAUGCUGGGGUGCUGGCAGAGGGAACCCCAGCAGAGGUUGAAUAUCAAGGACAUUCAGAAGGUCCUCUACGCCAUGGGGAAAGCCACGCCUGUCUAUCUAGAUAUAUUGGGCUAGCACCGGUUCACAUGUCUGGAUAUACCUGGCUAGCACCAGUUCACAUGUCUGGAUAUACCUGGCUAGCACCAGUUCACAUGUCUGGAUAUACCUGGCUAGCACUGCUUCUACCUUGAUGGAGUAGGGGGAGAUUCCCCUGGAGGCUGAUCAUGUAUCUAAGGGGAACCUCACUCUGGAGAGUGACUGGAUGUCUUCUGCUAGCAUCCGUUCGAUGUAUGGCUUGUUGAUCAGACCGAGAGACUGACAGUGGGAUUGACAGAGACCGAGAGAGAGACUGACAGAGAGACAGAUAACCACUAGCCAGGAAUAACCACGCUACCUGUACCUUACUGUUUCACUGUCAACAACACCUACUAGUAUGGGAAGGACUCAAGUGCCUGCUACACUUUUUUUCGAAUACAUUGAAUAUUCAAUCUAUAAAAACAAAAAUGUGCUUUUACAUUUUGUUUACUGAUAUAUAUGAUGUAUAGUAAUUCAAUGAAGAGGAUUUUUUUCUUUCUUAAAAAAUGGCAACAAAACAUAAAAAUUCUGAAAAGGGAAAUAAUAUGAUUCUUUUGGUACAGUGACAGCACGGCAAUGGAAUAGGCGUU